AUGAAAAGCUUAAAACAAGCACUUCAACACAAACCUAUAACAUUAGUAAUUAAACGUAUUCUCUUUGUUAAAGGAUGUAUUGUUUCAUGUUUGUUUCCUAUAUUCAAUAAUAUUAUAGAUGAUUUUACAAAAUCAUUUCCUGAAAUAGAAAUUUCAUAUAUCGAACCUCCUUUAAAUAAAUUGAAAGGAAUAACUGGAGAAAGUUGGACAAAUGAAGUUUUAUCAGCUACUUGGAGUAGAACUGGAAAUCCAGAUUGGAGUAGAUCAAAAUAUGUAAAACAUCUAACAAUAAAUUAUUUUUUUGAAAUUGGAAUACAAACAAUAAUUAAAAAUAUGCAACCAAAUGAUUUUGUUCUAUUUGCUGAAGAUGAUCAAAGUUAUUCAAUAAAUGCAUUUGAACAUAUAUUAAAAUUAAUGGAAAAAAAUCAACAAAAUACAUGCUUUUCAAAAAUAGCAAUUGAACCAUAUAAAGAAUAUUAUAAAAAAACAAUAAACACUUUUGAAGUACACUUAUGGGGUGCUUGGGGAAAUUUACGUUCUAAAAACCAAAUAGAAAUAUUUUUGAGAUAUUUAAAAUUUUCAAAUUUUGCUGAAUCAGAAGAUACAUUAGGAAUUUAUUUGUGUAAGAGUUUAAACCAAACAGUGGAAGUUGAUUGUGUUUCAAAACAUUUUGGAAGAGAUAUACGUUUACCAAAAAUAUAA
This is a messenger RNA of Entamoeba nuttalli P19, 702 nucleotides long. RefSeq lists its product as hypothetical. The coding region runs from base 1 to 702 and encodes 233 amino acids. The record is from RefSeq and is a predicted model, not a curated record. NCBI's taxonomy places the organism in Eukaryota, Evosea, Mastigamoebida, Endamoebidae. The transcript has a single exon.